Molecule: messenger RNA, 915 nt
Organism: Phlebotomus argentipes
Lineage: Eukaryota; Metazoa; Arthropoda; Insecta; Diptera; Psychodidae
Exons: 2
Coding region: 152-712 (186 amino acids)
Biological process (GO): N-glycan processing
Cellular component (GO): glucosidase II complex
Molecular function (GO): protein binding
Source: RefSeq, a predicted model, not a curated record
GAAACACGAGAGUGUUGCUGAAAAGCGUUCGCUGGACGUCAAAGCAUUCCAGUGCUCCGUAAAUACAAUCGCGAUAGUUUGUCCAGGAAGGGGAGAUAAAGUAAAUUGGGAGAUAAAUGCGGGUGAACGAGGACAGAAAAGGCGGGGCAAGAUGCGUAAGAUAUGGGUAAAGAAGGUGAGCAUCCACAAGACGCCUCUCUACAAGCAAAAACUGCGAGUCGCAUUCUUCACCGUGGCCGUGAUUUCCUGCUACUACAUCGUCUACCAGGUCUUCUUCAUAUCCGAACUGCUGGAGGAAAGCAGCAAGAGAGUCGUGCGGCCUAGUCAGAGCCCACCGGGUGUGUCUGGCUGGCUGCCCAGUCGCGACGUCCAGAAGACGGUCAUUCGAGGAAUUCGCUCAAUGGACGCACACUUCUACCUGCCCAGCGAGCGCGGCACGUUCCGGUGCAUCUCCAGUGGCCAGGAGAUCUCCUUCGCUAAGGUCAACGAUGACUACUGCGACUGCGAGUCGGAUGGCAGCGACGAGCCUUCGACGAACGCCUGCUCGCGGGGCACGUUCUACUGCGAGACGCCGCAGGUGCACCUAUCCGGGAAGGCCUACAACCACGUCAUUCCCAGCAGCCGCAUAAAUGACGGCGUGUGCGACUGCUGCGACGGAUCCGACGAGUGGGCGUCCGGACGACAGCUGCCCUGUCCGCUCUCCUGUUCCUGAGCUCUUCCGGGCCGUGGCAACUUCCGAUGGUUCCAUGCUCAUCAUGCACAGUGGUCUCUGAGAGCGCACAGGAAAGACACGGACGGGAGAUUCCAAAGAAAAUCUCGGCGGGACUUUGUCUCAAAUAUUAAUAAGAAGAUUGAAAUUGUGAAGAAACUGAUAAGAUAGUCAUAUUGUUUAUUAAACACAGUGAUUUUUUCGGA